AUGGAGUACCUCUCUGCCCUGAACCCCAGCAACCUGUUCAGGUCAGUGUCCAACGUGAGCUCUGAGGUUGGUCGUAGAGUCUGGAACUCGGCUCCACCUCAGAGACCUUUCCGUGUCUGUGAUCACAAGCGGACCACCCGGAAAGGUCUAACAGCUGCCACCCGCCAGGAACUGCUAGACAAGGCACUGGAGGCCCUACUACUGAGUGGAGUGCUAACACUAGUGCUGGAGGAGGAUGGCACCACUGUGGAGAGUGAAGACUUCUUCCAGCUGUUGGAGGAUGACACAUGCCUGAUGGUGCUUGAGUCAGGGCAGAGCUGGAGCCCCAUCAGGAGCGGGAUGCUGUCAUAUGGCCUGGGCCGAGAGAAGCCCAAGCAUAGCAAGGACAUUGCUCGCAUCACUUUCGACGUGUACAAGCAAAACCCCCGAGACCUCUUUGGCAGCCUGAACAUCAAAGCCACGUUCUAUGGGCUGUAUUCUAUGAGUUGUGACUUUCAAGGACUUGGCCCAAAGAAAGUACUCAGGGAGCUCCUACGUUGGAUUGCCACUCUGCUCCAGGGUGUGGGCCACAUGUUGCUGGGCGUUUCCUCCACUCUGCGCCACAUAGUGGAGGGGGCUGAGCAGUGGCAGCGGCAGGGCCGCCUCCAUGCCUACUGA
Molecule: messenger RNA, 657 nt
Organism: Orycteropus afer afer
Lineage: Eukaryota; Metazoa; Chordata; Mammalia; Tubulidentata; Orycteropodidae
Gene: CIDEB
Product: cell death inducing DFFA like effector b
Exons: 5
Coding region: 1-657 (218 amino acids)
Biological process (GO): regulation of apoptotic process; apoptotic process
Source: RefSeq, a predicted model, not a curated record